GAGGCAUACCGAGGGAGGCAUCAACGUGUAUUACACAGUUCUGUGUUCAGUAUCACUGACUGUUAAUCUAUUGUCUGGCCGAAGGACUGGAAAUAAAACUUGAUAUAAAAUAAUUUAAUUGCCAGUAAACAACCUCGGCGAACGACAUAAAUGCUCUUGUUGGCUCAAUUGAUAACAAUACCUGGAACAGCCAAUCGAACAUUCCGUGUGACCAGUGUUAAUAGCCUAGGAUAAUAUUUUUGUUUUUAGGUCGCGUGGCCGGCGGGGUUCGAUAGUUAAUGGAGGGGUCAGAACCAAUAUCUGAUGUCCUCGGUGCCAUUCGUGUCAAAGACUCAAUAGCAGCCAUGGAUGAUAGACCGAGGUUCAAGCGAAUAUAUGGGACGGACAUUGAUCCUGAAAAUACCAGGGAUAACGAAUGGCAAGAACUGAUGGCCAGGCACCGAAUAAAACAACGCCUACAACUGGCCAAGACUCGCCGGAUGUCGAAGAUAAAAGAAAUGGAGAAAACGAUCGCCAGCAGCCUAGCACAUUCCGGAGAAACCUCAUCAUCACCAGAACCAGUCAAAAGGAAGCCCAGCAAAUCCGAACUUUUGGAGGAAUACCGAGCGAUGAAAGGGAAAUCUAUCAACAUGAAACCGUCCCCUGAUAAAUCAGAGGGCGAGGAAGAGGGAUCAAAGUUUGAAACGCAACACCGAAACUCUGACAGCGGCGGAACAGUCACUGCUGAUAUAUCGGAGGGCGAGAAAAAGGAGUCAAGGUUGAAAAUACAAAACGAAAACUCUGACAGCGGUGAAACAAUUAGAACAGACACUGAUGAGAAAUAUGCAAAAGAAAGUCCGAGUACGAGUGAUACGAGACCGGGCACCACCUUCAUUUCCGCUGUUAUUGAAACGCCGAUGACAAGGGUAGAGGAAAAUAAAGGUAGUCUGGGUCAUAGGAGUAAAGGCAGACAACAGGGAGAGGAAACAUCAGCGCACGAAGAGAAUAGCAACGAAAUAGCAAACACUGAGGAUAUCGAUGAGAAAAAUAGCAACGAUGAAGAGGGAAAGUAUAACAAUAUGAAAAAGAGUGAAACGGGUGAGAAUGAAGAGAGAAAAGAAGAAAUAAUGAGAGAAGAUAAAGGCGAGAUUAACGAAAUAAAGAAGCCAAAAGAAAACGGACACGUAGAAAACAACGAAACAGACGACGAAGGGAAGAACUUUUCGGGGGAAGAAAAUGAAAAUGAAGACAGAGUGGAAGAAAUUGAGAAAAUCAAUGAUUCAGGUGUAAACCUUCAUGAAAUUUCCCAGGCCGAGGACUCACCGAAAGUCGAGAAAAAGAGAGUGAAACAAAAAAGGAAAACCAAGGUGAAGUCCAAAACGAAAGAAAAAUCAAAGACAAAAGAGGAAAAGUUGGAAACCAAGGAACAAAACGCUGAAGAGAGUAAGACUAAAGUACACAGCGAACACUCGAACAAGGUACAAGCUCGAUGGAGGAAAACAGCCAAGAAAGCGGUACCUCUCAGUGAGAUGUGCUCAAAACUACGGGAACGGAUAUCUGAGGAGAACGAAAAACAGUUGGACCUUUUGGAAACCAUUCGGAUUCUUAGGGGUAUAUCAAGACAUGAAUUCUACAAGGACUUAUCAAUGGAGGGCUCCGACUCCGAAUCUGACUCUGAAGAAACUACGAAGAAGAUGGAAUCUCCGCAUAGUUCUCAGUUACAGUCCCCAGUGCACAAUGAAGACGGUGAUAACGAAGCGUUACCUGAGGAAGAAGAGGAAAAUGAAAAGGAAGAGGAAGAGCCGCAGCCACCUGUCGUUGUUGUUGAGAAGAGAGAAGAGGUUCACGAGCAGAACCGUAAGAAAAGAUUGAUUUCCAGAGUUGAUUCCCGCUGGCCUGCUGGUCACAAGUAUUAUACAAAACCGGCCGAGCAGAAGUAUCUUUCAAUUUACUUGAAACCGAUCCACAGCAAGAUUCAAACUUCGAAGAUCGACAUCCAUGCUCUUCCAAGGACGGCCAAAGAAAUAACAGAAUAUCUCCAAUGGAGGGAAAAGCUACUUGAAAUUGCGUACUUAAACGAGUUUAGUCAUCUUCGGAAAAUGAGCUUAAUGAGUUUUACGAUGCCUCUUCCUGGAAUUGAACCAAGAACCAGUCCCCCUUUCUCUGUUUCAAGCACGAAUAGAAACUCGUCAAGAUCAACAAGUAGUGCCUCAAAACAUCAUCGGCACGAAAUAACAUUUCAACAGCACAGCAUGUUGACCAUUCGAGGUACCAAGGAAACUAAACGUACAGGUCAAAGUUCAAAGCUUAUACAGGAUCAGCGACAAAUCAAGCGAAAAAUAACCGUGGAAAACAAUAGUAAACUUCAAAAUCCUUAUGUAGUGAAAAAUAAAACAAGACAUAAGAAGCGCAUUAAACAGACACCAUUGGUACAGACACAUAGUAAGGAAAACCAGCAAGAGUUGGACUUUGGAUAUGGGGGUGAAAAUGAGUUAGAAACGUUAAUUUCAAAGAUAACAAAGGACUCGAAACAAGAUGUGGCGGAAGGAAGAAUCAAAAGUCAGAGCACAGAUAGUGCAAUCAACGAACCGAGUUUUAACAGUGACGACGAUGAUUGUGACGUCAUAAAGUCAAACAUAAAAGUCUCCAUAUUUGAGAAGGACAGAUGUCAGAAAAAUGGCACCGUGUCACUACGACAGGAAAGAAAAACAGAAAGCAGAGGAUUCCAGAAAAAGAACUUCGACGCAGAUUUUAUGGAGACGGUACGCUUACUAAGGACCGGUCGGUACCGAUAUAUUCAACAUGUGGAUCCAGUGAAGAGGGCAACCAGGCCCCACCGUCACAACCAGGCCCCACCGUCACACACUUCCCUCAAGUCAAUACUGAGCCUCAAUUCGGAGUUUUGACUUCAAAUUCACGCACUGUUUCUUUUAAGGAUUUGAGUUGAGGACCGGCAAACAGACUAGCUGAUAUUGAUGGAUAAUGUGAUUGACAGUGAUCAUUUGAUUAAACCAUAUGCAAUAUAUUUAAUAGUAAACUAAAUUAUGUUAUUUGUAUGCAAUGCAAUGAAAAUAUUUACAUUUGCAAAUAAGAUUCCUUAUAUGAACCUAUAGAAUAGCGAAAACGUUCAAUUCUGUAUGAACGUUUUCGUGACGUCACAAUAAUAACCACACGCGUCUAUCGCUUGUCGCUUGGAUUAUUGUAAACAUAAAAUCUCGGUUAUUUUAACACUUCUGAACGAUUUGUCAUUUUCAAACGUAAAUAUAAGUAAUAAACAGCAAUGUUAAAAAUUUCACCGGAAUAUGAAGUUGGUUGGUACGUGUUCAAAUCUACUGAGAAGCCCUUCGGAUCUAUCUAUCUAUCUAUCUAUCUAUCUAUCUAUCUAUCUAUCUAUCUAUCUAUCUAUCUAUCUAUCUUGUACGUGCAAAAUCUUAGAUUUAUCAUACAAUAUACCUGAGAUAGGAAAGAAAAGUAGUCGGUCAUUUUAAACGGUAGUUAUUUUUGAAAAUUAUAA
Molecule: messenger RNA, 3493 nt
Organism: Magallana angulata
Lineage: Eukaryota; Metazoa; Mollusca; Bivalvia; Ostreida; Ostreidae
Product: glutamic acid-rich protein-like
Exons: 4
Coding region: 279-2885 (868 amino acids)
Source: RefSeq, a predicted model, not a curated record